Chlamydomonas reinhardtii is the source of this 1217-nucleotide messenger RNA. RefSeq lists its product as uncharacterized. Gene Ontology annotation, biological process: microtubule anchoring. The record is from RefSeq and is a predicted model, not a curated record. NCBI's taxonomy places the organism in Eukaryota, Viridiplantae, Chlorophyta, Chlorophyceae, Chlamydomonadales, Chlamydomonadaceae. Gene Ontology annotation, molecular function: protein binding. Bases 35 to 436 code for a protein of 133 amino acids. Gene Ontology annotation, cellular component: microtubule organizing center. The transcript has 6 exons.
CUGGGGUCAGGAAAGAAUCGCGCACAAAACAAACAUGGCUUCUGUCGAGGACCUUAAGGACGCUCUGCGCGAGAACUUGGACCGCAGCGGCAAGCUGCGCCAGCUGAAGGCCCAGCUCAGGGCGGACGUAUAUAACGCUCUGCACAACGCAAACGAGGCGGACCAAAAGGCAUUGCCUCAAGUCUCAAACGAGAACCUGCUUAUAAAUGAGCUCAUACGAGAAUACCUGGUGUACAAUGCCUACCGCGGCACCGUGUCUGUGUUCCUACCAGAGUCUGGGCAACCGGCCGUGCGCCCCUUCGAUCGCGCCUUCCUGGCCUCACACCUCAACGUGCCUGAGGGGCCCAACUCCGCCCAGCUGCCGCUUCUGUACUCGCUGGUCGAGCUGGCGGCGAAGGGGCGAACACAGCCACCCCAGGCAAAGACGCACCAGUGAGGGCGUGCUUCAAGCGCGUGCAGAUUGCUUCAAUCAUGUAGCUGCUAGGUGUUACUGUGUGCGCAAGUGACUCGGACUGUGAACGGGGCCCAUGUGCAAAAGCAGGAUGAACGCAAGGGCGCGAGUGUUCCGGUGCAGCGCCCCUUCACAGCUGCACCGUACGAAAGCGGUGUGUACACAUAUGUGUACAGUGCAAUACGAGCGCGUGAGAGGGCACUUGGAGGCUUGCAGAGCAGGAGCACAGACAAGCAUGUAUGGGUGGUGUGGUGGUCAGGACUCAGGAGCACACAGCGGCCAGACGGAACAAAUGCGGGGGUUGCAAAACACCGUCCGUACCUCAGCUAGACUGGGGUGGCAUCGGCACAAUAUUGGAUUGACCUAGUAUGCAUGCACACACUGAGGUUUUAAGGAGAACUAUCAACGUGUGCCAGGAUGCCCAGGAAGGGCAGGGAGAGGGCCGAUCGCGUGGUCCCACCAACUGACUGGGGGAUUUAACUGGUGGAGCCGCGCUGGACGCAGGGGUGUGGAGUCACACAUCCAUGCAGUGGCUCAAUGGCUCUGCAACGAUAUUGACGUGUGGAUUAUUAUAUAAAAGCACGGUAGGUACGGCCAGCGGAGGCAUUCACGGUUCCCAGGCGCAGAAGUACCGAAGUGCACAGUUAGGGUCUGGGCUAAGCAGCUGGCCGCCGGCGACCUCUUCAUGUGCCCUGUCGUGUGCAAAGCCUCUGAGACUGGAAGGCACGUCUGGCAAGUGUAACCGCUGUAACAUUGUUGUCAUUUG